UCUUCUUCAUUAUUAGCUCAUCAUUAUUAACUUAUCUGGGUCUUGUAUUUAAGACUGUAACUGUUUUCCGGUACAAAGAGAAAAACAGUAACAUUUUCCACAAUUAAACAAAGCUGCUGUUGUACUGUCUUUGCCUUAAAAGUACUAAUUUUGGGUUACAGAAAAUUACUGGGUCCUGCUGAAUAAUAGGUACAUAAAUAUCCGGGUCUUCUCUGCUUUUUGGUUCUGUUUCUUGAAUAGUAAAUCUCCCUCCCUCUCUCUCUCUCUCUCUCUCUCUGUCUUCACACAUCUCUCAUAUUCUUGUUUGCAUCUUUCUCUGAGAAAUGUUCAUUUCUACUGAAAAUGAACAGAUCUCAGUUCAUUUCAACAAUGGGUGCUUAGGAUCACCUCCCAUGGAAUCAAACCCGGAUUCCAUUGAUGGGUUGCCGGCUGUUUCUUAUUCCAAUGAUGUCAAUGUCGUCCCGGAGCAUGAAAAGAAUCAGCUUCAGCAGACAGUGUGCAAUCUUGAAGGAGAAAUUGCACAGUUGAAGCUGAAGCAGAAACUAUGGGAUGAGAAGAGGAGAGAAGCUUUGAAUAAGAUCAUAGACAUCAAAGGCAGUAUUCGAGUCUUUUGUCGAGUUAGACCAUUCCUAGUGAUCAACAAGAGAAGAAUCCGCGAACCCAUUUCAGCUGGAUCAGAGACGAUUGUGGUAAAGUCUUCUGGAGCAAGAAAAGAAUUUGAGUUUGACAAGGUUUUUCCCCAAGAAACAAGCCAAGAAGAUGUAUUUGCUGAGGUGGAACCAAUUAUCAGAUCUGCACUUGAUGGUCACAAUGUGUGUGUUUUUGCUCAUGGUCAAACUGGCACUGGCAAGACAUUUACCAUGGAUGGCACAAAUGAGGAGCCAGGAAUCAUUCCUAGAGCUCUCAGAGAGAUCUUUAGUCAAGCCUCAUUGGAUAGCUCAUCUUCUUUAUCGUUUUCGAUGAGCAUGUUGGAAGUUUACAUGGGCAAUCUUAGGGAUCUUCUAUCCCCAAAAGCAGCCACUAGGCCACAUGAAGCUGUAACAAGAUGCAAUCUCAGUAUUCAAACAGACACCAAGGGGUUCAUAGAAAUCGAGGGUCUUACAGAAGUGCCGGUUCUUGAUUUUGCUAAAGCUAGAUGGUGGUAUAAUCGGGGGAAGCGAGUUAGAUCUACUGCUUGGACUAAUGUGAAUGAGGCAUCUAGCAGGUCUCACUGCUUAACGAGGAUAACCAUAUUCCGACAUGGAGAUGCUUUGAAAGCCAAAAGGGAAGUGAGCAAACUGUGGUUGGUUGAUCUUGGUGGAAGCGAAAGAUUGCUUAAAACAGGAGCAACUGGACUAACACUUGAUGAGGGAAGGGCCAUAAAUCUUUCUCUCUCAGCUUUGGGGGAUGUUAUUGCUGCUCUAAGAAGGAAACGAGGCCAUGUGCCUUACAGGAAUAGCAAACUCACACAGAUCCUUAAAGAUUCCUUAGGUCAUGGUUCGAAAGUUUUGAUGCUUGUUCAUGUCAGCCCAUGUGAACAAGAUGUUGCUGAGACAAUCUGUUCUUUGAGCUUUGCGAAGAGGGCAAGGGCUAUAGAGAAUAACAGGGAAAUAUCAGAGGACCUGAAGAAGCAAAAGGAGAAAAGGACCAAGGAGCUUGAAAAUGAUAUGAGAAAAGCCAAAGAAGAAUGUCAGAAAGUUAAAAAUCAAAUACAGAAGGCUGAGUUACUGUUACAUGUAAAUAUUAAGCACUUCUCAACCAGUUAUGGACCUUCUGAAGUUGAGGAGGUCCCCAUUAGUCCCAAAGAAGUUGUGAAGGAAGUCAUAGAAACACCUAGAAAGCGUGAGAAAGCAAGUAGAGGAACUGCUGCUAAUUCUUUGCCUCGGUUCAUGACUUCCACUGCAGCCAGUCGACAUAGACAAACUGCUGCAGAAAGACAAAUUGUUGGCAAAGCAAGAAGCUUGAGAUCAUAUGUCACCAAAAGCUCAAUUCAAUUCUCGGCUUCACAAUCAAUGAGUUACUCCUCGGAUGCUCGUUUCAGAACCAUCUUGCAAAACUCAAACAGAAAGUCCAGAUACUCACUGGAAACAGAUACUGUCCCUGCAGAGAGUCCCAGGUGCCAUGUCUCAGAGCUGUCCAAGACAGCAGCCUCACUGCCGCGAAACAAGAUGGUCACUUCAUCGGAUCCAAACUUGAAAGUUAUGCUUAAUCGUCAUAGAAGAAGGAUGUCUGAUCUAAUCUAACUAUCCAAGUACGACUAUCUAAGUGUCAGAAAGAGCUGGAUUGUUUGCUAAUGGUUGCGGUAUAGUAUGAAUAAUACUGGUGUGCAAGAUUCUAUAGGGAGUGUUGUGUGAUAAUGACUCAGGGUGGUCUGAUUAGGGAGGUUGUUGCGUGCUGGGGUGUGUUAAAUAUUUGCAUACACGACCCCUUUAUACGUUGUUCGGUUAGGCUUGCUGAUCAAUGUAGUUCAUUGUUGACAGAAGUUUGUAAACCAUAUUGGGCACUUUGUUGCUUUCGGACAUGUGGAGAAAGAUAGAUUGUUUCUUUGCUUGAAGCCUUGCGACACACUUCAUCAUCUUUGGCUCAUUUGAUUCAGUUCUAAUCUUCUCCUUGAUUUCAAACCUUUACAUUUCUGGUGAAAUGAGUCACACUCAGAGUGAUCGACACUUGAGUGUUUAGGCAAGUGAUGUGGACUAGAGAACAUGAUCUUGACUCUUGAGCUAUAUAUUCCCCUAGAUUUUGUAUUGGUCUUUUGUCAGAUGGAUCUGAUUUUACUUUGUUAACAACAACUUUCCUUUACCAUCAAGUAACACAACAUACAAGUC
Messenger RNA from Fragaria vesca subsp. vesca, 2804 nucleotides. RefSeq names its product kinesin-like calmodulin-binding protein-like. The transcript is spliced from 10 exons. Gene Ontology annotation, biological process: microtubule-based movement. The record is from RefSeq and is a predicted model, not a curated record. Lineage: Eukaryota; Viridiplantae; Streptophyta; Magnoliopsida; Rosales; Rosaceae. Gene Ontology annotation, molecular function: ATP binding; microtubule motor activity; microtubule binding. Bases 324 to 2222 code for a protein of 632 amino acids.